AUGGCGGUGCGUGCGCGCUUUUCUCCCUCCCUCUCCCUCCCUCUCUCUGCCGCACCGCCGUGGCCGUAUGAAAAGUUGUUUCCAGAGCUAGCCAACUCCCCUGACAGUCGAGUUUCGGUGCUGGCUCGCCACAUUUGUCACUUUGCGCGUCUCAGCAAGAGCGUGCACCUGGGCUUGUGGGCCAGCUCAACCGUUUCGCGCAAAACGACGCGUUAUGCACCAAUCGAUCUGGGCCCCCAAGAUUCGCGACUGCUGGGACUGGAUGAAAAUGUCCGACAAGAGCUACUCGAUUUUCAGCCCUCGUCCCCGCUGGAAAAGCGCCUGUUUCUACACCUCAGCCGCCUGUAUGCUAAAAAGCCUUCGCUCGGGAUGAAGCGUGUUGGGCUGCUGGAACAAAGCGCGGAAGCUGAAUCGGGCGACAAUCGACAUCAAGCUCGACGGCACUUGCAAGUAUCCGGCUUUCUCACUCGUUUGGGCAUGAGUUGCUUGCCAUUUCUGUCCAUCCUGCGCCAAGCACACACCGAAGCCCAUGAGGCGCACCGGUUACCCGAAGCUUUUGAACCAGUCCCACCCGCGGGCCAGGACGAUGAGGCGAUUGUCAGCGAACUGGUGUACUACGCGCAUAGCUAUGUCAUGAGUUUAUAUCUUGCCGUGCAGCAAUUCGCAUCAGACUCUAGCCGUGCACAGCUGAGUCACCUGGUGCGCCCGGAUCAGCAAGCCAAGGUUUUACGCGUAGUGACCAAGCUGUUAUGCACGCUCCUUGACCGAUGGGAGGCUGAAAAGGAUGGCCACGCCACCCCGAGCUCAGAUCACCUUCCUAGCAUCUGGCGACUGCUAUCUAGGGAUGAUGUCAAUGCUUUUGAAUGUCUGAUACGGGAGCGUCGGGCGGUACAGCAUGACGUCUCUGUACGUGUCUGGAACAAGGAACUGGCCAAUGAAGCCGUGGGUCUGAAAAUGCAUCUUCGGCCAGACAUUGUGACUUACUUUCGGCAACUCUACAACGGUCAAGCGGUCCCCCCAUCCACCACAACUGCCAUGUCGAUGGCGCCCGUAUCAGCGCUCGCACCCGCAGCAGUUGUUGCAGCUCAACCCCUGGGGCGUACGGAAGCCGCAGGCACGGAUACGACGGCGGCGACAGAGCCGACCCAGAUGCAGUUGCGCAAGCGUGGGAGUACCAGCAGCCCCCUCGAUCAAAGGGCAGCCUCUGCUGCAUCAAGUGCGGCGGAGGAGGCAGCGAGCACGCAGCGGUAUCGUCCUCUGAGCGCCAAGCGACCGGCAACAAGUGUGGCACAAGAGCGUGGGGCGGAGCAGGGUAUGGGAGACCCUCUUGGUGCUGGUGGACAUGAGCGUGACGACUUGCUUCGCCAUUUUAUGGAGUUUUGCACCAAGCAGGCAGAGUUGCAGCGUCAACACGAGCGCGAGCGGGACGAGCGGACUGAACGAGCCCGUCAGCUUGAAUUUGAGCGUAUGAGAGCUGAGCGCAAGGAGGAACGCGAAUUUCAGUUGAGGCUCGUACGCGAGAUGUUCAUGCUCAGUCAGCAGCAGGCCAACAACCCGGCAGCCACACCCAACAUGCCACCUUAG
Monosiga brevicollis MX1 is the source of this 1584-nucleotide messenger RNA. RefSeq lists its product as uncharacterized. NCBI's taxonomy places the organism in Eukaryota, Choanoflagellata, Craspedida, Salpingoecidae. The record is from RefSeq and is a predicted model, not a curated record. Bases 1 to 1584 code for a protein of 527 amino acids. The transcript is spliced from 6 exons.